CGCUGAGCUGCUUGUCCCCAUAGCCGAGCGUGGUGGACCGCGUGGCCAGCAUGCCCCUCAUCAGCUCCACCUGCGACAUGGUGUCGGCGGCCUACACCUCCACCAAGGAGAGCCACCCCCACGUCAAGACCGUCUGCGACGCGGCCGAGAAGGGCGUGAAGACUCUCACCGCGGCUGCUGUCAGUGGGGCCCAGCCCAUCCUCUCCAAGCUGGAACCACAGAUCGCAUCGGCCAGCGAAUACGCCCACAGGGGGCUGGACAAGCUGGAGGAGAACCUGCCCAUCCUGCAGCAGCACACGGAGAAGGUUCUGGCCGACACCAAGGAGCUCGUUUCGUCCAAGGUGUCGGGGGCCCGAGAAGCUGUGUCCAGCGCCAAGGACACAGUGGCCACACGAGUGACGGAGGCGGUUGAUGUGACUCGGGGUGCCAUGCAGACUGGUGUGGAUGCGACCAAGUCUGUGGUGACCAGUGGCGUCCAGUCGGUCAUGGGCUCCCGUGUGGGCCAGAUGGUGCUGAGCGGGGUGGACACAGUGCUGGGCAAGUCGGAGGAGUGGGUAGACAAUCACCUGCCCAUGACGGAUGCUGAGCUGGCCCGCCUCGCCACGUCCCUGGAGGGCUUCGACAUCGCUUCGGUGCAGGAGCAGCGGCAGGAGCAGAGUUACUUCGUGCGCCUGGGCUCCCUCUCGGAGCGGCUGCGCCAGCGGGCCUACGCGCACUCGCUGGGCAAACUGCAGCUCACGCGGCAGCGGGCGCAGGAGGCCCUGGUGCAGCUUGCGCAGGCGCUCAGCCUGAUGGAAACCGUCAAGCAAGGAGUCGAUCAGAAGCUGGUGGAGGGCCAGGAGAAACUACACCAGAUGUGGCUCAACUGGAACCAGAAGCAGCUCCAGGGCACAGAGGAGAAGCCAGCCAAACCAGAGCAGGUGGAGACCCAGACGCUCACCAUGUUCCGGGACAUCGUCCAGCAGCUGCAGAGCACCUGCGCCUCGCUGGGCUCCAGCAUCCAGGGGCUGCCCAGCCACGUGAAGGACCAGGUGCAGCAGGCUCGCCACCAGGUGGAGGACCUCCAAGCCACCUUUUCUGGCAUCCAUUCCUUCCAGGACCUGUCCAGCACGAUCCUGAUGCGGAGCCGAGAGCAGGUGGCCAAGGCCCGAGAGGCCCUUGACCACACAGUUGAGUACGUGGCCCAGAACACGCCCAUCAUGUGGCUGGUGGGACCCUUCGCCCCGGGAGUCGUUGAGAAAGCCCCGGAAGAGAAGAAAUAGGACGGGCAGGAGGAGGCGCGAGGGACUGUCUCUCCCGGAGGGGCUGGCCCCAGCACUGGACCCCCUCGCCCCCUCGGAACAUGCGUCCCUCCCCAUGCCCCUAGCUUAUCUUAGCUGCCACCUCAGGAAGCUGAAAAUUGACCAGUCCCUCCGCCACUGCGCACUCAGAGGAAGCGUGUCCUGAGCCUCACCUCCUCAGUCAUUAGGGGGAGGUUUCCAGAAAAAAAAAUGUUCUCCAAUUUCUUUUUUCUUAAAAACCAGGGACAGAUUUCUUAUAUCCCUCCCUCCUUUUCUGCAUCAGGGCCCCUGGGUAUUAGCCUUUAGCUAACAGACUUGGGAUUUCUGGCCUCCGAAGUGGGCCUCCUGGGGGCGGGGUGGCUGCAGAGUUGCUGAGGCCCGUUCUGGAGCAGAGGGGGGCUGAGGUGCCUGAGGCUUCAGUGUUGCCUUAAUAAAUUUUACCUGCAGCUAAGUGUGGGCUGUGUGCGUGCGUGCACAUGCGUGCUCCCUCCCCCAGGAGCUGAGCAACGCAGGGUCCCUGUAUGGCCGCCUCGGCCCCUUCCUUGCUCUGCUCACAAGGAUGUGAACAGGACAGGGCCAGACCUGGAGUGGGGCUUGAAGUUCUUGGACAGGAGAAGAGCAGGGCGUGAGGGUCCUUCAUCUCCCCCCAACGAGUCUUGCCCCCUGUGCCAUGUCCGAGGGAUCUGGCAGGAGCAGAAGGCCUGCUGCUUUUCCCCGACCGGGGAGUGGUGUGGCAAGCUCCCCCCAAAGAUGUCCCCGUCCCGAUCCCCAGGAUCUAUGAAUAUAGUCCCUCACGUGGCAUAGGGAACUGUGCAGUCGGGAUUCAGUGAGAGAUCUGGAGAUGGGGGGCGGGGUGGUCCUGAUGGAUCCGUGUGGGCCCUAACGUCAUCACGAGGUUCCUUAUGAGCGGGAGGCUGGAGGGUCGGUCGGAGAGGGUGUGAGGACAGAGGCAGAGGUUAGAAUUUGAGGUGGGUGGAUGUUCUCUUCACCUUGAAGAUGGAUGAAGGGACCCCGAGCCUGGAGAAGCCGGAGAAAGCAGGGAAACAGGAUCCCCCAACCCUGAACAUCCAGAAGGAUCCAGCCCUGCCGACACCUUGAUCUUAGCCCCAUAAGACUCAUUGCAGACUUCUGACCUCCAGAACUGGGAGGUGAUAGGUUUGUGGUGUUUUCAGCCUCUGAGUCUGCGUUCCUUUGUUAGAGCAGCCCUGGGGUACUCAUCCCGGGCCCAGGGAACUCCGGGUUGUCCCUGGACAGACCCCAGCUGGGAGAUUCCCGAAUUUCUGUCCCCUUCUGUGACUGGCCGUAUUCCCACUGCUGUGCUCACAUCUCCUUAGAAAACACUGAAACCGAAUCCUCUUGUCGUGCCCACUCUGGCCCAGGGCUGUCCCACUCGCGUCACACGCCAACCCUCUUAAUCGCCUCUGCUCUGUGGGUUAGGUGUCCCCGCUUUACGGCCGAAGGGACAGGAGCACAGUGCCAGGCGGGGGCUUGCCUCCCUCGCUGCGUCCAUGACGGCACAGUCCUGCUCCUUCUGCCUGUUGCACGUUCCCAGGGGCUGGCGUCCCGUGCUCCAGCUUGGGGUUGGGGCGUGGGUGCACCAGCCGGCUCCCUGGUCCCCUCAUGAGUGACCCUGGGCGGGCCUCGGCCUCUCUAGCCCUCAGCGUCAUCAUCCCAGACCAGCUUCCACGUAGAUCUGGAGCAAAGAUCGUGUAGGACUGCACAUUUGAAAAACCUGGUACUUAGGUUCUCUUAGGGUCUCCCCCUCAGUACUUCUGACAUCAGGGCCGAGUCGCUCUCUGGGAGCCGCCCCGGGCAUCUGGGUGUCGGGCAGCAUCCCUAGCCCCCCCACACUUGAUGUCAAAGGCACUCCCCGUCCCCCAAGUCGUGACCACCACGGGUGUCCUCAGACAUGGCCCCCUGGUGAGAACCACCAAGUCAGCUGGCUUCACCCCAACCACUUCUUUUUCUGCGUUUUUGCUUAAAUGAAUCCCCGAGUUUCCCCAUACGGCCCCACUAAUCUGUCAGGGAGCAAGUCUCUUUUUGCACCUAACAACACUAAGCUAGCAUUGGGUGUUACCGGGAGCCGGGCGCUGCUUUGAGCACCCGGCCCAUGUUAGCUUCAGCCUCAUCUCAACCCUCUGGGCUGGGUGCACUGAGCUUCCGAUACUGUGGAUGGGAAAACUGAGGCAGGGAACAUCAGAUCGUUUCCUCAAAGUCUCCUGGCCAGUAAGGGUCUGACAGGCUGGUCUGGGCUCUUGUCUUCCUGCCUGCACCCAGACUUGCUGGAGGAACUUAGAGGGCGGGCUGGCCCUCUUCAAUCCUCCAUGGCUCCCUCCGCAAAUGGGGUGUACUGAUUAGCUCUUGAUUCAUGACAAGUCAGCACUAACUUCGUGGGUUUAAACACAUUCGCCCCCAUUCUCUCAUAAAGUCAUCAUGAUGUCGUUAGGGGACCAUCCCUUGUCACAAGUAGCAUCCAUUCUAUUCCUUUGUGUCUGUUCCCGUUCUGACAGACGAAAGACUGCUUUUCUUUAUGUAAAAAAAAAUAUGUCGAUGGCCCUGGGAGAUCCCCUCUAAAAUAAAGGGUGGGGUGGGA
Molecule: messenger RNA, 3873 nt
Organism: Leptonychotes weddellii (Weddell seal)
Lineage: Eukaryota; Metazoa; Chordata; Mammalia; Carnivora; Phocidae
Source: RefSeq, a predicted model, not a curated record